CCAAAGCAAGCGCUUUUGUAUAAAAAAAAAUGUCAACGUUUUGAAAGCCGGUGUGAAGGUGUUAUCCUGAGGUGUUUAUGAGUUUGUUUUGAAAUGCGCGAGUAAAUGUCAACAAUAUUAUGCUGUAGAUUACAAAAAGUACACAAAGUGUUUAUAAUCAUAACCACUUAGAUUACUUGUAAUAUUUUAUAAAUUAUAACUACUGCAAGAUGGGGCGUCGGUCAAUAAAUACCACUAAAAGUGGCAAAUACAUGAAUCCGACAGAUCAAGCAAGGAAGGAGGCGCGCAAGAAGGAGCUCAAGAAGAACAAGAAGCAGCGGCAGAUGGUGCGCGCGGCCGUGCUCAAGGGCAAGGACCCCCUGCAGCUCAUCGCGGAGAUGGAGAAGAUCGACCAGAUGGAGUACAACGUGCUACAGCCACCGCCGCUCAACGAGAAAGUACUCAAAGACAAGCGCAAGAAGCUCAAAGAGACGCUGGAACGUGUCAUGUGUAUGUAUGACAAGGACGACCCCGACAAGUGGGCCGAGCUGAAGCGCCUGGAGCUGGACUACGAGAAGCGGCGCACGGCGCUGGUGAGCUACGCAGAGUCGGUGCGCCACGCCCAGCAGGUGCAAGUGGACGACAUCCCGCUGCCCACGCUGCAGCUGCCCACGGACGCCAUGUCCUUCCUGAACCUGCCGUCGCAGAUCCCGCUGCCCGCGGACCUGCCCGUGCCGCUCAUCCCGCACCCCCUGCUGCCCCCGCCCAUCCUCAAGAAGACCUCGGCCUACGCGGCGCCCGCGCAGCCCAGGAGCUCCCCCGGGGUGCCGCCGGGGCCCCCGCCCGAGCUCAGCGACGCAGAGGACGAGCCCAUGGAGCAAGACGAGGGCCCCGCCGAGCCGGACGGCAAGCAGCGGCCGCGCACCAUCAGGUUCGAGGACGACGAGGAGGGAGCAGGGGAGGAGGACGAGGAGGAAGGGGCGGCGCCCACGCCCAAGCCCACCAGCCUGCAGCAGAAGAUGCUGGCGAUGGCGGGCCAGGACAUCGACCAGUUCAUGAAGGAGAUGGAGGAGGUGCAGCGCAAGCGGGAGCAGGAGCGCGCGGCCGACCUCAGUUCGCGACUCUCCCAGCUGGACGGGGGCAAGGAGGACAGCGACGAGGGCCUGCAGCCCCCGGGCACCGGCCCCACGGACCUGGCGCUGCCCCCGCCCGCCCCCAAGCAGGCCGCCGCGGAGGUGCCGCCCGCCCUGGUGUUCCGGCCGCCGCCCCCGCUGGGCGUGCGCCUGCCGCCGGGCCCGCCCCCGGGCCGCCCCACCCUGCCCCCUGGCCCGCCCCCCGGCCUGCCGCCCCGCCUGGCCAUCAGGCUGCCGCCCGGCCCGCCCCCAGGCAUGCCACCGCGCCUGCUGCGCCCGCUGGGGCCUCCGCCCCGCCUGCCGACCGGCCUGGCGCUCCCCGGGCUGCCCCCGCUGGCCCCCGCCCCCGCCGCCCCCAACGUGCUGUCGGCCGCGCCGCAGCUCAUCAGGCGGGGCGACGGCGCGCCAGACGCCCCCAAGAGCCAGGGGGCCACCAUCGAGGCCAAGCCGCAAAUCAGGAACCUGAGCGCGGACGUGACGCGCUUCCUGCCGACGGCGCUCCGGGUGAAGCGCGAGGACGGCAAGAGGAAGAAAGACUUGAAGAGCGCCGGCAUGCCAGACUCGAAGCUGGAGAACGCGACGAAAAGCGGACCGGCCGUCCAGCAGACCAAAGACGAUGCGUACAUGCAGUUCAUGCGGGAAAUGGAGGGAUUAUUGUAAACUGUGUAGUAGUGCGUCGCAAAUCAAAAAAAAAAAUCACCACUACAUGUUCAGUUUCACUCUUAUCGUUUGCGUCGCUUCAUCGAGUACAAAGUAUAGAGUCUCUCUCCACCCGAGUCUGAGACACUCCCCAGUGUACUGGACUUGUUACAUGAAGAUGUGUUCCUGCCGGUGGUAGCCCCUCCUGUACAGUUUUCUAUAUUCCUCUAUUUAUAAAAUAAUUAAAUAUUGGCUGUACCGAGGUUACCCUCCCAUGGCUCGCACAUUUGAUGCUGAUUUUUAGUUUGAAAAAAGGAAUGCUAGCUUCAUGUGAGUUUUUCACUUUUGGUUUAAAAAAAAUAUUAUUAUGUAUUGCACUGUGUGGUGUAAUAUGUACGUAAAUAACUAAAAUAUGUUGGUUUUUAUUAAAUUUAUCUCCAGGAGUAAGUGUAAUUUGACAAAUAAAUGAAAUAUCUCAGAAGUGGUGUGCAGCUCCGUGAGCAGCGCAGUUGUUUCACGCCCGCCCGGUCGACUCUCGAGAUGUGCAACUCUGCCCAAACAUUCCCACGCUUCCAAACUGCAGUCAUACAUGUCUCCAGCCCCGCGGUGACGUUCGUGCUAGAGUAGCCCGCCGCCUCUUCUCUGCCCGCAGCAAAGGGAUGGGUAGAAAAUACCAUGGACAGAAGGCUAAAAAAGGUAUAAAAGUCGCAGUCUUCUGCCUUGUUAGGAGUCGUGAGUAUGGGGCACGGGUGGAGGGGGGGGGAGGGGGAGUGGCAUGCUUCGCACCCGCGCCUCCCGUAGUAAAAAAAGGAAUACCCGAUUGUCAAUACCAUUGCUGUAUUUCUUACGUGCCAAUAAGCUGAGACAUGAAACACAGACUCUUCACUUGGGUCCAUGGAACUCUUACUGAAGACAGGUAUACAGUGCGAACCUUAUUCGAGGGCGACCCUUACGGUUGAAAAUGUUCAAUUUUGUUGUGACCAAAAUUAAAGGUGCGACCCAUUCGCAGGGGGCAACUCCACAGGUAAAUACGGCGUAUGUCAUUAGCAGGUACUGUGUUGCUUGCGAGGUUUCCAAUGAAUUCCAUAAGUGAUACUCUUGCAAUUAUUACAACUAUCAGGAUAAACUCAUGCAUUAAGAAGUAAUGUCGAAACUCAACCAGGCCCUCCCUGGUGUCUGGGCCGGGGGGGGGGGGGGGGGGUACCCCCUUACCCUUUUCCCUUGCAGAGCAAGGACCUUACAGGGUCAGAGAGACAUUAUAGCCAAAGACAAUUGCAUUUCUGCCACAGAAAACCAAUAUAAAUAUAAUAUUUUUUGAUGCAGCCACUAUGAACCUAGUUACUUUUUUUUUUGUGUAUUUUUACAAAAUGCUUGAGUUCCUGUCAUGGAUUAAAAAUCCCUUUGCAAAAUAGUCAGAAUCUGUUAUCUUGGGAGAGAUGUGUACGAAAUCUAAUUUUACAUUCAAUUAAAGUGUUCAGAGAAGUUUGUGUGCAAGUUUUAAACAUUUCCGAUGAAUGGAUGAUUACUAAAACAACUAAAAGAAAUAAAGCUUUUAAAUUUUUUUUCUAUAUAGGUUUGUAUUCAUUCGACUAAUACUAAUGUAAUCUUCACUAAAGUUGUGUGCAUCAAAUUGUAAAAACGUAAAGACAAAUACACAGUCAUAUAGACAGGUCUGGCAACUUCCUAUCCUGUGCCUUGGCCUGUCUCGUCGGUACAGUGAAGCUCUCGGUGGUCUGUGAAGAAGUUCAACCCAGCAUUAACUUUGUGCUAAAGUAUGAUAUUAAUCCUAAUUCUGUCAUUUCCCAGAUUACUAUCUUUUCAUUUGUUUGGGUUCUUGGUAAAUGCCUGAAAUGCCUUAAAAUUUUUCCAAAUUUGUUAGUCAAGUGGAAAUGUUUCAGGAAUAUGUUUAAAAAUAUUGUCAAGUCAGGGGCAUGGCUCUGUGGUUAAAUGCAUGGCUUGGCACUCUGCUAGCUCUGGUUCGAUACCCACUAGUACCGUUUGUUUUUACAUUUUUUUACUUCUCGAAAUAUUAAACUUUUAAUUACAGUAAUUAAAUACAUUUAAACAUGAUUUGUUUUAAAUGUUACAGUUUUAAAUUGUAUUUAUUGUAGAGCGUGGUUUGUGAUUUUAUUCAAAACCUCACACAAUGAUGUAAUUUUACUGUUUAAACAUGUUUAAUAUUGUGAGCAAUAAAAAAAAUAAAACAAAAUCCCUUUCGGCACAACCUACAGCCGUGGGUAGAUUUCUAAGCACCUUUUUAUUCUUGAGAUGUUUUGGGUAUUUCUUUAAAAUUCAGGAACAUUUUAAGAACGUAAUGUACAUAACAUAUUUAUGUUCUCCAGUACAUAUUACAAAAUGAUUGGUUAAACAUUUUUUAAUUUUCCCUGCAGCAAAAAUAUUAUGAAUGUUUUUAUCUCAAUGCAUCCAAAUUGAAUAGCUUAGAACGAAUUACAUAUUAUGCAACUAAGGUAAUAAUUCAAUUUUUUUGACCUUCCAAAACUAUUUUUCAUCCUUUGCACUAAUAAUGUGGUUGAAUAAAAAUUUGCUUUGCACCAAGGUUUAAAAUAAAUUCUAACGGAAUUGAUGCUAAGAAAGUAUUUUUUUAAAAUUAUAUUACUGUUUUUAUGGUAAUAAUUUGUUUCAUCAAUACUAAUUGUUUCAGCUAAAGUUUAGGAUUCAUACAUUAAAUUAUAACUGAUUUGACAGUAUACUUUCAAACCUUGUUAUUUAUACCCCUUGUGUAAUGGUUGGUUGGAUAUAAUUUAUAUUAACAAAAGUUUUAGACAAUAUUUAUAAAGUGAAACAAAAAUAUGAAUGGACUUGAUAGCAUACAUGGUAAGUUAGUGAAGUUUUGUUCAUUUUCUUACUCUAACGUCUAACCCUUUCAAUAAUAGUUUGUAUUAUGAAAAAAAAUUUCAGACACACGUUUUAGGUAAAAAUUAUAAGAUUUACAAACAAUUUGAAUGGUUUUAAUAUUGUAAUUACUAAUAUUCUUGGUCCUUCAACCCCUAUUAUUUCCCACCUUUUGCAGUAAUAGUCGGUCAUAUAAAAAAUUAUUUCAGACAAAAAUUUUAGAUAAUAUUUUAUGGUUCUACAAAUUCUAUAAUUAGAAUGGAUUUAAUAGUGUACAUUGUAUGGAAUUCAUGAUGAUUUUUUUUUUAGAAUUUUACCCCCUCUUUUUAAUCCAGUUUCUACAGUGAGUUCGUUUGAUAAAAAAUUGUGUUAGACAAAUGUUUUAGAUAAAAAUUAUACCAUUUACAAAUAAUAUGAACAGAUUUGAUAAUGUGCCUACGAAGGGAGGUAUGAAUUUUUUUGUCCUCCAACCCUCUUUUUUUCCACCCCUUGCAGUUAUGGGUGGUCAUAUUAAAAAUGUAUUUUAGGCAAAAGUUUUUGGAACUACCCUUACAGAUUAUAAUACGUUCAAACAGAUGUGAUAUUCAUCAUAUUAUGGGAGCUAUAGCAAUUUUUCUGUUUUCCAAAAAAAACCCUUCCCCAUUUCUACUCCUUUAGUCUGAUGUUGUCCAUUAACAAACUCGACCAAGAUUUCCCAUGAUUAUGUAUCAGUUUGGAAGUGAUUUGUGAAAUAUUACAGCAGUUAUCAUGUGUCUGUCCUAUCAAUUUGUUGACGAAGGCUAGAGAGCCUGUAAAUAAACAUUUACCGAUUAACACGUUACUCCGUGGAGUCACGUUAACGUGACCAUAACAAGUAUGUCGUGUUGAGCUUCGACUCUUGAAGUAACCGGCCUUAUAAUGAGCAACACAUGUAAGAGUGCCUGUGUUCAAUAAAGACAAUCUUAACAGUA
Messenger RNA from Bacillus rossius redtenbacheri, 5554 nucleotides. RefSeq names its product WW domain-binding protein 11. The transcript is spliced from 9 exons. Lineage: Eukaryota; Metazoa; Arthropoda; Insecta; Phasmatodea; Bacillidae. The record is from RefSeq and is a predicted model, not a curated record. The coding region runs from base 210 to 1772 and encodes 520 amino acids. Gene Ontology annotation, cellular component: spliceosomal complex. Gene Ontology annotation, biological process: RNA processing.